AUGGCGCUGCGGCGCCUCCUGCUGCUGCUGCUGCUCUCGCUGGAGUCCCUGGACCUGCUGCCCGGCGCCCACGGAGCCCGCGGCCGCGCCGCCAACCGGACCCUCAGCGCCGGCGCCGCUGCCGUCGGGGGCCGCCGGCCCGGGGGCGCCCUGGCCCGUGGCGGCCGCGAGCUGAACGGCACUGCCCGGGCGCCCGAGGCGGGGAACCGGCGGGGACAGCCCGCGGCGGCGGUGGCGGCGGCGGCCAGCGCGGCCGUCACCUAUGAGACGUGCUGGGGCUACUACGACGUGAGCGGCCAGUACGACAAGGAGUUCGAGUGUAACAACAGCGAGAGCGGCUACCUGUACUGCUGCGGCACCUGCUACUACCGCUUCUGCUGCAAGAAGCGCCACGAGAAGCUGGACCAGCGCCAGUGCACCAACUACCAGAGCCCGGUGUGGGUGCAGACGCCCAGCACCAAAGUGGUGUCGCCGGGGCCUGAGAACAAGUACGACCCCGAGAAGGACAGGACCAACUUCACCGUCUACAUCACCUGCGGGGUCAUCGCCUUCGUCAUCGUGGCCGGCGUCUUCGCCAAGGUCUCCUAUGACAAGGCCCAUCGCCCUCCGCGGGAGAUGAACAUCCACAGGGCUCUGGCUGACAUCUUAAGACAACAGGGACCCAUCCCCAUAGCACACUGUGAAAGAGAAACUAUCUCGGCUAUCGAUACCUCUCCCAAAGAGAACACGCCAGUCAGAUCGUCCUCCAAAAACCACUACACCCCUGUGCGUACAGCCAAGCAGACUCCAGAGAAGCCACGGAUGAACAACAUCCUGACAUCAGCCACCGAGCCCUAUGAUCUCUCCUUCUCCCGCUCUUUCCAGAACUUGGCCCACCUGCCCCCAUCCUACGAGUCUGCAGUGAAGACCAACCCCAGCAAGUACUCCUCUCUGAAAAGGCUAACUGACAAGGAGGCUGACGAGUAUUACAUGAGGCGGCGGCACCUGCCGGACCUGGCCGCCCGCGGCACCCUCCCCCUCAACGUCAUCCAGAUGUCACAACAAAAGCCCUUGCCACGGGAACGACCCCGCCGGCCCAUCCGGGCCAUGUCCCAGGACAGAGUCCUGUCCCCGCGGCGGGGCCUGCCCGAUGAGUUCGGCUUGCCCUACGACCCCAUCCUGUCUGAUGAGCGGCUGCUCUCCACCGAGCGCCUGCACUCGCAGGACCCGCUGCUGUCUCCGGAGCGGACGGCCUUUCCCGAGCAGGCGCUGUCCAGGGCCAUCUCGCACACGGACGUCUUUGUGUCCACACCCGUGCUGGACCGCUACCGCAUGACCAAGAUGCACUCCCAUCCCAGUGCCUCCAAUAACUCCUACGCCACCCUGGGCCAGAGCCAGACGGCGGCCAAGCGCCACGCCUUCGCCUCCCGCAGACACAACACGGUGGAGCAGCUGCACUACAUCCCAGGCCACCACACCUGCUACACGGCCAGCAAGACCGAAGUGACAGUGUGACCGGCGGGCAGGGCCGGGCUGCGGGCCGGGGCGGGGCAGGGCAGGGCCAGGGCGAAGCUUCUAGCCUUGCAGUUCUCCUUCCCCACAUCCCUCUGUAGGAGGUGGGGGUGCGCCACCUUUGUCCAGAAAGCCAUACCCCGGGACACAGCCCCGAUGGCCUCGUCCAACACACGCAGACCUGGGAUCUAGCGUGAUUUGUUCUCUCCCCGGAAGAGUCAACGCGGAGGGAGAAGGGGACUCGCCCCACUCUCACCCCCGCCACCUUCACCAACUCCCUUCCAGCCCCACAUCCCCUGGCCCCUUCCUGGGGACUCAGUGGCAGUUCUGUCAGCCAAGAGAGCCUCGCCUGAGCCUGGUCCGAAGCUGCCUGGGUUUGCAUUGGCCGGCAGGAGCAGUCAGCGGGCUGACCCAAUAGGCUACUUGGUCUCAUUCAUUUACCUAGAACCGCAUCACAGAAAACUUCUAGUGCCUAAAAACUGCCUGCUCGCUCUCUCAGAGCCAGGGAGCUGCUGUGUCCAUAAGCACAAUAAUGACCCUUUUCUUGCCUGCUGGGACCCUCUGGUCCCCACCAAGUGGCCCUUCCUUUGCCCCUCCCUGUCCCUGAGUUCUCCCCUCUGCCUCGGACAGGGUGGGGCCCGUCCCUUCAGCUGUCUCCCCAUUGUUGCCCUCUUCUUUGCAGGUGAGGGGUGGAAUGGGUGGGGGGCUCUGCUUCUUGCUGGCCCUGGGUGUUUUGCCCUGAGUUCUGUGGGGCUUUGGCUGUAGCCUUCCCAGAGGGGAGGAGCAAUGGGAAGCAGGGACUUUGGGGGUGCUCUCCCCAGCUGCCUAAUUAUCUCCACACCCCGAUCCCCAGGCCUCUCAAUCUGACUGCCACUCAGGCCUGCCUUCUCCACCUCUGCUGUGCUCCUGGGAGGCACCAUGGUGGCAGGACAGCCGGAGUGGAGAGGGCCACUGUGAUGCCCGGGGUCUCAGGGCCCUGGCUGUCCCCGGCUGUGCACCCCAGGCAGGACAGAGGCAGAGGCUUCUAGACAGCAGCUGCUCAGCCCCUGAACAAGGAAGACCCAAGGUGGUCGUCCUGCCCCCUGCCCAGCUGCCCUGUUCAGAGCUCACUCUCUCCACCUGACCCCCAUCCUGCCUCCCAUCUCCCUGCAAUGCUACCUUUCCCUCCUGGCCACUCCUUCCUCAAACCGGUGCCUCCUCUGGAUCAAAGGGACAUAGACCUAUUAGCAAAAGCAAAUAACAGUUCUAUAGGCUGCAGCCUGGGGGCUACCCAAGCAAAUUCCCACCACCUCAAUCCCUUCCUGCAGGGGGUACAGGAAGUCAGGCAGACCCAGGCUCUGGGCUCUGUGGAGAGGCCGCCACUCUCAGCCCACCUCAGCCCUUCUCUGCCUUGGCCUUGACUUGUGGGUUCAGUGUGAUGGCCACCUGGGGCGCUGGCAGUGAACUAAGCAGCUUCUGCUCCCCCAGGACUGGGGCCUGUGGGGAGGGAGAGAAGAGGCUCCCCAUUCUCAGGGCCAGGACACCUCCCUGGGGCUGGGGCUAGGGAAUCAGCUCCAGACUGUUGGGUGAAGGCACGACACUAAAAAUAUGGCUGUCACUAGUCACACUCCAACAACGAUGCCCUUACUGGGAUUUGACAUUCCUUCAGUUCUGCAUGUGUGGCCCUUUAAAAAGACAGGUGCGGGAUGGACGGAGAGAACUCCUCAGUGUCAGCCCUGGGAAUUCCUAAUCUAACCAAGUGCACGAACCACAGAGAAAUCUGGACUAUUUCCUCUUACUGAUGUCAAGGCUUCCAAAAGCACUUGUCUGCUUCUCCUUUUCCCUAGUUUUGCCCCCCAGUCAAGGUGAACAGGAAACCACGGUAUAGAACCUGGGGGUGAGAGCAGCCUUCAGCCUCCCCACUGGGUGGUGUCCCUGGGUCCUAGUGAGCUGCCCUGAGAAAGGGAUGACUCCACCCUCCUCUCCACAGACACAUAAACCUCCUAAAGGGCUGGUCCCCAUGGGUUUAGGAGAGUUUGUUCCGGAAGGUGAGGAUAAGCCAGCCAGAAAGGAGGAAAUUAGUCUUAAGCAGAGCAGUUGAUCACUCCCAGAAACAAGACAGGUGUCUCCCCACUGGGCCCCUAAGCCCAGCACCCUUGCAUCCUCUAAUUCUUGGUUGUCCCUUUAAAGGCAGUUCACUGGUAGAGAGGGCAGCGGACCAGAGUGGGUGAGAAUGCCCCUCCCAGGUGUCUGCACACCAGACCAGAGUGCUGAUCCCACCGCCCUGCUUCCAUGUUCUCCAGCCCUCAGGGCAAUGCUUUUCCCCAGGGCCCUCCCGGGUUGACUGUGACAAGGUGUCUGUCUGUCUCAGGGGUUGUUUGAUAGGUUGAUUCCAAAACAUUUCUCAUCCCAUCCUUGGCACUGUCUGGUUUUAAGCCUCUGAUGUCAGUCAGAUAGGAAAAUUCUGCUGAACGCUUCUUUUGAAGGAUUUCUUCCACCGCACCCUUGGGUAUGGAAGAGAAAAAUGGAGGGAAGGAGAGAGGAGAGGAGAGAAGUAGGGAGGGUAUUAAAAAAAGAGACAGACCUUCUCCGAUUCAGUCCCCCAUUUUUCCAAAUCCAGAAAACAAUGUCAUCCCUGGGACACAGAGGUA
Nycticebus coucang (slow loris) is the source of this 4121-nucleotide messenger RNA. RefSeq names its product shisa family member 6 (gene SHISA6). Gene Ontology annotation, cellular component: AMPA glutamate receptor complex; postsynaptic density; postsynaptic membrane. The record is from RefSeq and is a predicted model, not a curated record. NCBI's taxonomy places the organism in Eukaryota, Metazoa, Chordata, Mammalia, Primates, Lorisidae. Gene Ontology annotation, biological process: regulation of short-term neuronal synaptic plasticity; regulation of AMPA receptor activity. The coding region runs from base 1 to 1494 and encodes 497 amino acids. The transcript has 4 exons.